This is a messenger RNA of Cladophialophora carrionii CBS 160.54, 1395 nucleotides long. RefSeq lists its product as uncharacterized. The transcript is spliced from 3 exons. Gene Ontology annotation, cellular component: Golgi apparatus. Gene Ontology annotation, molecular function: small GTPase binding. Lineage: Eukaryota; Fungi; Ascomycota; Eurotiomycetes; Chaetothyriales; Herpotrichiellaceae. The record is from RefSeq and is a predicted model, not a curated record. Gene Ontology annotation, biological process: Golgi organization; endoplasmic reticulum to Golgi vesicle-mediated transport. Bases 1 to 1395 code for a protein of 464 amino acids.
AUGUCGUCGACGAACAACACAUCGAUACCUUCCGGAGACCAGAAGUCGAAAAAGAAAAAGAAGUCCAAGAAGAAGGGCACCGCGCAAUCCGCAACCGCAGAUGUCCCCUCCACCCCUACCGAGACCAAUGACACCCAAAAUGGGCCCGAUGAUGACGAUGAAGAUGGGGAACACGACGAUAGGGAUCCAGCCUCACCGGUGAAAGAAGAGCCGCCGGAUGCAGGACCACCAGACACAAUGACAACCGUAACGAACGGAGUAAAAGACCUCGCCGUCGAGAGUGACAAAGACGAUGCAGCGGCGCGCUUCGACGCUCUUGUCAAGGACCGUGACGCUCUGCGACAAGAAGUCACGCAGCUGCGACAGUCGCUCGAGGAGCUCCAGGCGAAGCACAACUCGGAAAUUGAAGCGGUUCAGGGCGAGCUCGCAGACACACAGGCGGAGAAAGAGAACGCAGAGGAGCAAUACCAAUCGCUACUUGGAAAGGUGAACACAAUACGCUCUCAGCUAGGCGAGAGGCUGAAGGCCGAUGCAGAAGAUCUAGCCCAAGCACGCACACGAAUCGAAGAACUUGAAGAACAAAAGUCCGAACUACAAGAACGCUACACAGCCCGCUCCGCUGAAGUCGAGGAACUAACUGCCCAGACGAAAGACCUCACGCAGAAACACGCGGAACAAGCCAAAGAACUCUCCAGCUUACGCAACCGCCUGACGCUCUCACAGCAGAAUUGGCUCAAGGAGAAAGAGGAACUCGUCGAGUCGGAAGCCUACAUCCGGGACGAAUUUGAAAACGCAAAGCAGGCGAUGCACGACUGGGAAGUGUUGGCCAUGGAAGAACGCACCAUCCGGAAAGACCUGACAGACCGCAACGCCGACCUGGAAGAACAACUUGCUUCUCUGAAGGAGGCGUAUGAAAAGGUCGUGAGCGAGAGAGACACGCACUCAUCAACGGUUGACGGCCUCCAACGAGCCCUCCAGGAGAUUCAGACCGUGCGGAAACAGGAACUCAAGGAACUGGUCGAGACGAAUCAAUCCGAACAGGCAGCGUUGCGGAAACAGCUGCAAGACCUGCAGGCGACGCACGAAUCCACCGUCUCAGAACUCGAACACACGAAGAAAGACCUCGAACGCGCCCUCCCGUUCGAGAAGGAAGUUAAAGAGAAGAAUCUCCUGAUCGGCAAAUUACGGCACGAAGCAGUCAUCCUCAACGACCACCUCACGAAAGCACUACGAUUCCUCAAGAAAGGGAAGCCAGAGGACAAUGUCGACAGGUAUGUGUCUUCCUUGACUUCUCUACGCUUCUCCGUCUUAUCCCCGAACUGCCCUGCCUCGAGAGAUUGGCAGAUUCUCCAACAACACCCGGCUACACUUGCUGUCUUGCUCCUCCGCAUAUGA